Molecule: messenger RNA, 2218 nt
Organism: Carya illinoinensis
Lineage: Eukaryota; Viridiplantae; Streptophyta; Magnoliopsida; Fagales; Juglandaceae
Product: protein NRT1/ PTR FAMILY 8.1-like
Exons: 5
Coding region: 69-1646 (525 amino acids)
Biological process (GO): transmembrane transport
Cellular component (GO): membrane
Molecular function (GO): transmembrane transporter activity
Source: RefSeq, a predicted model, not a curated record
CUCGUCAAUGAUCUUUUGAAUUUCUUGGUUGCUUGCAGUACAGAACAGUCACGUAUUAUUCGCCGUUUAUGGACGUCAAAUUAAUGGAAGCAGAAGACAUCUACGUCGAAGAUGGAACGACAGAUUUCCGUAACGAGCCCGCCAUCAAGAAAGAAACAGGAACCUGGAAAGCCUGCCCAUACAUCCUAGGAAACGAAUGUUGCGAAAGAUUAGCAUACUACGGGAUCAACACGAAUCUUGUCAAAUAUCUCAAAUUUCAACUAAACCAACGCAAUGUUGUGGCGGUAAAUAACGUGACCAAUUGGUCAGGGACGUGCUAUGUCACACCCUUGCUUGGAGCCUUUCUAGCCGAUGCCCACUUGGGAAGAUAUUGGACCAUCGCUUCCUUCUCUAUCAUUCAUGUCAUUGUAAGUUUGCUAAUUCUCUCAUUUUCUUUUCGUGUGCUAAAGCCACCCUGUGACAACAACAUUAAUGUUUGCCAUCCAACAAGGUUGCAAACAGCAGUAUUCUCUGUCGCACUUUAUCUGAUAGCUCUUGGGACAGGUGGGAUAAAGCCAUGCGUUUCAUCCCUUGGUGCAGACCAGUUUGAUGAUUCCGAUGCAGCUGAGAAGAAAAAGAAUUCUUUCUUCAACUGGUUCUAUUUCUCCAUCCACAUUGGAGCCCUUAUUGCAGCCUCAGUGCUUGUUUGGAUACAAUCUAAUAAUGUGGGUUGGGGUUGGGGGUUUGGGAUCCCAGCCGCGCUAAUGGCAAUUGCUGUUGGGAGUUUCUUCUCGGGCACGAGGUUGUGCAGAAACCAGAGGCCUGGUGGGAGUCCCUUGACACGCAUACGUCAGGUCGUUUUUGCAUCCUUGAGAAAAUUCCGCGUUCAAGUGCCAACGGACAAGUCUUGUCUGUAUGAGACUGUCGACGAGGAAUCUACCGUCGAAGGAAGAAAAAGGCUUGAUCACACGGAGCAAUUAUGCACAUUCAUUGAUCUCUUUGCAGGCCUUCCAUUAGAUAUUGUUCAUGAUUUGGCAAUCGGCAGUGAUAUAUACAUAUAUAUGGUUGGAGACUCUGCUUCCCUUUCCAUCUUCGACACCAUUAGUUUCAUCUUCUGGGUUUCCCGUCUACAACCGUUUCAUCGUCCGUUGGCCAGAAAAUACACCGGCCACAAGAACGGAUUCACCCAACUCCAACGCAUAGCAAUCGGCCACGUGAUUUCAGUCUUCGCUAUGCUAGCUGCAGGGACUUUAGACCUCGUGAGGCUCCGCCAGGUGAGGAAGCACGAUUACUACGAUCUCAAGCACGUACCCAUGUUGGUAUUUUGGCAAGUGCCUCGGUAUUUCAUCAUCGGAUGCGCAGAGGUUUUCACGUUCAUCGGGCAGCUGGAGCUCUUCUACGAGCAGGCUCCGGAUGCGAUGAUCAGGAGCCUGUGCUCGGCUCUCUCGCUAUCGACCGCUGCGCUGGGAAACUAUGCGAGCACAAUGCUUGUUAAUUUUGUGAUGGAGGUUAGCACCAGGGAUGGCGGGUCUGGGUGGAUACCGGACAACUUGGAUUAUGGUCAUCUUCACUAUUUUUUCUGGCUUCUGGCAGUGUUAAGUGUGCUGAUCACCUUGGGGAUUUAUCACAAGAGGCUUCUACGUGCUUUGCCGUGGAGCUGGCCCUAAAUAUUUCUAGAGAGAAGCUCUAUCUUCUAUCUAAAAAUUCAAACCGAAAACCACCUUAGAGAAGGGUCCGCCUCCCUUCCUCCCUCUUCUCAGAUGGAGUUUCAUCAAGUAUUUAAUUUUCUAGUCGGUAUUUUAGUUUUUAUUUUUAUUUUUUUUCUUUUUAGUAAAAAUAUGGAGAAGCAGUUUUUGAUAUUUUCUGGUGGCCAAUGACCACCACGCGCCCUACUGUUAGGUUCCUAGGCCGCUGAUCUUUCAAAUCACAUAUGGUUUUGUCAAAAUGAGCGGCAUAUAAUCUACACACACGGAUCAAAGUGAGCAUGUGAUUUCCACGCGCCACCAUAAAGAGGGCUCUGCUGUAACCACCCGCGGUGUUUUUGAGGUCAACCAUUUCGGUAGAUUUAGGAUUGAUGGUCUGGCACACUACAAUCUCCUUACUUAGUGUUUUUUCAGUUUUAAGUGUAUUUCAAGUUUUUGUUUAUUGUUAUUUUGGUUUUUUCAAUAUUUCCUAUUUAUUUCUAUUAUGUUAUUUGUAUUAGGUGAAAAUAAAAAGAAAUUGCCUAUUGGACUUGUUA